AUGGCUCCUGGGGUCUCAAAUGAGAAGAAAACUGAUGAUGAGCAGGCUUCAAAAGAGAAUUUUAUCCAUCUCUGCAACCCUCACCUGGAGAAAAUGAAAGAAGACAUCCUAUACCAUUUUGCUCUUGGGACUGGUACCCAUGAUUUUCCAUCAUUGUUUGGAGAUGUAAAGUUUGUAUGUGUUGGAGGAAGUCCUUCACGGAUGAAAGCCUUUAUUGCCUACAUAGCUGAAGAACUGGGGCUUGGGAGCCCUGGGUGUGACUAUCCUAAUAUCUGUGCGGGAACUGACCGUUACGCAAUGUACAAAGUGGGACCCAUUUUGUCUGUCAGUCACGGUAUGGGCAUUCCUUCUAUUUCAAUCAUGCUGCAUGAGCUGAUCAAACUGUUGUAUCAUGCCAAGUGUUCCAACAUAACCAUUAUUCGCAUUGGCACCUCUGGUGGAAUAGGUCUGGAGCCAGGCUCAGUGGUUAUAACUAGGCAGUCUGUAGAUGCCACCUUCAAACCUCAGUUUGAACAGGUUGUUCUGGGAAAGACAGUAGUUCGCAGUACAAACCUAGAUGAACAGCUAGCUCAGGAACUGAUGCAGUGCAGUAAAGAAAUCAAUCAGUUCAAUACAGUCAUUGGAAACACUAUGUGCACUUUGGAUUUCUAUGAAGGACAGGGCAGGUUGGAUGGUGCAAUCUGCCUAUAUAACGAAGAAGAGAAACUGCAAUAUUUGAAAGAAGCUUAUGAUUCUGGUGUCAGAAACAUAGAGAUGGAGUCUUCUGUAUUUGCUGCAAUGUGUAAUCUCAGCGGUGUCAAAGCUGCCGUAGUGUGUGUCACUCUUCUGAAUCGGCUUGAAGGAGAUCAGAUUAGUAGCUCACAUGAUGUGCUUGUGGAAUACCAGCAGAGACCACAGAAGUUGGUGGGAUAUUUCAUUAAGAAAAGCCUUGGGAAAGUGUGAAAUAUCUGUCUUUGUUCUGUAGAAGCAGAAGGCUUUUGCACAGCUGAAGUCAUAGUCACGGCUUCUGUGCAUUAGAGGUCUUUUGCCUCAGAAUAGCUUACAGCGUUCUGUGUGUCUGUAGAGUUAAUCAUUUAUGUCCCUGUGCUUUGGGAACUGAAUGUGCUGAAUGGACUUAAGUUUUGCUUAGUUAGGCAUUGCUAGAUGUAAGACUCAUUCUUCUGUGAACUGAAAAGUGGAUCUGUUCUGAAGGACAAG
Molecule: messenger RNA, 1197 nt
Organism: Apaloderma vittatum (bar-tailed trogon)
Lineage: Eukaryota; Metazoa; Chordata; Aves; Trogoniformes; Trogonidae
Gene: UPP1
Product: uridine phosphorylase 1
Exons: 7
Coding region: 1-942 (313 amino acids)
Biological process (GO): uridine catabolic process; nucleotide catabolic process
Cellular component (GO): cytosol; cytoplasm
Molecular function (GO): uridine phosphorylase activity
Source: RefSeq, a predicted model, not a curated record